This is a messenger RNA of Engraulis encrasicolus (European anchovy), 806 nucleotides long. RefSeq lists its product as uncharacterized. NCBI's taxonomy places the organism in Eukaryota, Metazoa, Chordata, Actinopteri, Clupeiformes, Engraulidae. The coding region runs from base 60 to 806 and encodes 248 amino acids. The transcript is spliced from 5 exons. The record is from RefSeq and is a predicted model, not a curated record.
UAGUUGAGGCCUUGGCUGAGAAGUAUCCGUGCCUCAAAGAACCAGGCUCAUUCAAUGGCAUGUAUGGAUGGCAACAAAGAAUCAAGUAUAAAAUGGGCAAUUACCGGGCAAAAGUAAGAGGGCUCCAAAUUACCUGUCCAGAGCUAGAGGUGAACUCAAGAAAGAUGACUUCCCGUACCAAAGGCCUCAAAAGACCAAAAAAGGCUGAAGUAAAUUAUUUGCCGCCAUUGCCACUUGGAGAAACAAAAGAAACAAUGGAAGAAGAGAGGGUGGUUCUACUCACAGAGGUGAAAAAGGCCAACAACGACAAGAUUAUCAGUGAGAAAAUGGAGAAGACUUUCCCAUAUCGACGGUUGGAGGUUGUCAACCAGAUGCCUGCUGUCCCAGAUGUCAUGGAGAGAUGGCCUGCCCUCUUCUAUGACUCUCAGGUGAAGGAGGAGUUCAAGAGGAUCACAGCUAUCCGCCUGGACCAAACCUUUUUGACGAAGAUGGAUUGCUACACUCCAAAACUCCUGACCAUUUUCAAGACCAAGGGUGGGGCUGUAGGCGCAAAAAUGAAAAGCGUGUUGGAGUUGCUCAGUCAGCGACAGAUCGAUAGCCAUGAUGCGGUCAUCCGUUGUCUGAUCCAUUUCCUGGGAGAAUCGACAGAGGAGCUCAUUAAAGACUACCAGGAUGUUUCCAAGGAUGUCAUCGAACAAGAUAUCAAAGACAGCGUGAUCAAGAUCCUUGUGCUGGGCAGUGCUGCAGAGGGUGCCCCCCCAACUGAUGUCGUCAUUGUGAUUGAUGAUUUUGUGUUGGAAAAAUAA